AUGGCAGACAGCAGUGUUAGUGCAUUCAUGGAACAGUGUGUGGUGAUAAAGUUUCUUGUGAAUAAAGGCAUAAAACCCACAGAUAUCUACAGAAGACUUCAAGCACAGUACGUAACAUAUUUGAAUGGUGUAAAAGUUUCAAAGAUGGCCAUACGUUUGGCAGUAGCGAUCCCGGCCGUGUUGGUUCCCAGCCCACAGCAGUCAUUCCUGCUAACAUUCAGCACAUGGAACGCCUGAGCCUGGAUAAUCAACGCAUAACCUGUCAUGAAAUUGCAGAAGAGACAAAUCUUUCUGUGGGAACAGUGA
This is a messenger RNA of Staurois parvus, 306 nucleotides long. NCBI's taxonomy places the organism in Eukaryota, Metazoa, Chordata, Amphibia, Anura, Ranidae. The record is from the annotation of a GenBank genome assembly.